GUUCUUGCUGAUGUCAACAACAAUGAAGAAAAUGUUUACAUACAACAUCGCCAUAAUGGAGAUAAAUCCUGGCUGGGUUUCAAUGACAGAUCAACAGAGAGUGACUCUACUUGGGUGGAUCGUCGCGGACGUGGAAAUUUUACAGCCUGGGCCAACAAUCAGCCAAAUAACUUCAAAGAAGAAGAUUGUGUGCACGCACUUGGGGUGAAAUACAGCUAUGAAUGGAACGAUGUGCAGUGUAGUGAUUGUCAUAAGUUUACUUGUAAGAAAGACUUAAACGAAUGCCAAAACGAUUUAAAUUACUGUCACAAUCUGGCCACUUGUACAAAUGAACGCGGCUCGCACAAGUGCAAGUGUAAAGCUGGAUACGUUGGAGAUGGCUUUGAUUGUUACUACAGCUACGCAGGUUUGGGUCACUCAGCAAUUCUGGCCAACGAUGACAAUUACCUUGGAACGCUAAGCAAUUGGUUAAGCCGUGUUGUGCAGAGCCAGUCCUCUUACUGGAAGCGCUGUUGGCGAGCAUCAGUGGAUGGAUGGCCUGCCUCUACCUUCCACUCACUGUGUGACAACAAAGGGCCGACAGUGACCAUAAUCCGUGUAGGAAAAUACAUCUUUGGUGGAUACACCAGCUCAUCAUGGACAUCAGGUUGUUCAUGGCUGUGUAGAUCGACAGCCUUUCUGUUCUCAUUGGUUAAUAAACCUGGCUGGGGACCAGUGAAACUUUCACAACCUGGACAACAUGAUUCAUAUUCUUCAUAUACUACCUAUGGGUGUUCACAUCGUGGACCCUCAUUUGGUGGAGCACACGACAUUUACAUUCCCUACCACGCCUCCAACACUAAAUCUGAAUCACAACUUGGAUACACCUACAGUCCACCAACUGGCUACAAUUAUGGCAGCUCCUUCGCCAAAUCAUUCCUGGCAGGAGGUUACAAUUUUAGACCUGGUGAAGUUGAAGUGUUUUAUGAAACUUUUUAAAAAGUUAAGGUUGAAUCACGUGUCACAAAAAAAUUCAACAGGUUUUAAUUAGUUCUUAUU
Molecule: messenger RNA, 1038 nt
Organism: Stylophora pistillata
Lineage: Eukaryota; Metazoa; Cnidaria; Anthozoa; Scleractinia; Pocilloporidae
Molecular function (GO): calcium ion binding; protein binding
Source: RefSeq, a predicted model, not a curated record